Molecule: messenger RNA, 1060 nt
Organism: Phragmites australis (common reed)
Lineage: Eukaryota; Viridiplantae; Streptophyta; Magnoliopsida; Poales; Poaceae
Product: U1 small nuclear ribonucleoprotein C-1
Exons: 5
Coding region: 79-717 (212 amino acids)
Biological process (GO): mRNA 5'-splice site recognition; spliceosomal snRNP assembly; mRNA splicing, via spliceosome
Cellular component (GO): U1 snRNP; nucleus
Molecular function (GO): pre-mRNA 5'-splice site binding; zinc ion binding
Source: RefSeq, a predicted model, not a curated record
CAGGGAGCAGCAGAUUCCGGCGGUCUGCUCCGACUCCGUUUGCGGCCGAGACGCGAUCCAGUUCCUCCGGCCGCCACGAUGCCUCGGUAUUAUUGUGACUACUGCGACACCUACCUGACCCAUGACUCGCCAUCUGUCCGAAAGCAACACAAUGCGGGAUACAAACAUAAGGCAAAUGUUCGAAACUACUAUCAGCAAUUUGAGGAGCAGCAAACUCAAAGUUUAAUUGAUCAAAGAAUCAAGGAACAUUUGGGACAAGCUGCAGCUUUCCAAGUUGGCGCCCCUUUCAACCAACAUCUUCUCUCAUACCCAGGAGGUGUGCACCGUCCUCGUCUUCCGAUUUUACCCACACCUAUGAUGCCACAUGGUGUCCCUCAAGUACCUGGUGCACCGUUGAUGCCAGGAGUUAGGCCUCCUAUUUUACCAGCUCCAGGUCUUCCAGGUUAUCCUGGUGCUCCGCCAACUAUGCAGCAACCAGGUGCCCCACCUGGUUCCAUGCCAAUGCAGAUGGCACCUCUCCCAAGGCCUCCAACACUACCACCCCCAACAUCUGGAGCCCCAGGCGCCCCUAUUCACAACAGCGGGGCUCCUCCGGCCAUGUACCAAACAAACCCACCGCCACCUGCAGGGCCAACUUCUGGUGCUCCACCGGCUCCAGCAACUGCUCCUCCACAGCCUGCGUUCUCCUACGCACAACCAUCUGAAGGCACCCACUGAUUCUGUUCCUCAGGCAUUUACUUAGGAAGCAUAUGAAGAUGCAGAGAAAGGUUGCUCUUUUGAACGUUGAUGCUGCUGUCAUUUAACUGAGAUCAUUCUGUAUGUCUGUCACUUGAAUUUGAGGGAUCGUUGACAAAAGCUUCCUGUAAGUUUAUGAGGCGCGGGUGGGGACAGUAUUGUAGUUGAAGUUAACAUUGUAAUCGACUUCAGUUCGUAUUAAUUUCAGAAGAUACUUGCGAGUCAAAACUAACUGGUUUUCCUCUGGUAUAGAAAUCUUGUGCGGCACGGGAUGCUUGAACUCGAUGCUGCAUCUGUAUGUUGUAACUGACCACCUUUCAUUUUC